AAUCACAAAUAAAAAAGAAGAGAAAGAAGAAAAAACGGAAAAUACGAUGUGUGUGUAAAGUGUGCAUUGCAGUAGUCAAUUGAGGAAUAAAUUGGGCCAAAUUUAAAUAAAUUAUUUGUACUAGAGCACAUGGUGUACAAACAUACGUAAGAUAAUCAAACGAGAGACGUGUUAGUGACGUGAAUCUUACUUGUCGGAUUUUAUUAUCCACCAUACAUACACACACACACAAUUUAUAAAAUAUUAAGAUUAAUAAUAGAGAAAUAUACAAAUAAGUUAUUGUGCAGUGUUAUAAUUCAGUUGAUGUGAGCAAAUUGAAACAUAAAAUAUUCAAGGAGCAAAAAAAUCUGAAGAAAAGGGCAAAACCACCCCAAAAAAACAAAUAAAUAUUCAUUAUAUUAUACCGAAAGUGCGAAACAGGAUACAUGCUGUUAUAAUAUAAAUAAUUUUAAAAAUAUUAUAAUGAGUUUUUGGAGCUGAAUCUCUGCAUAAUUUUAAUUUUGUGUUAGAAAAGUGGAAAUAGAUAAGACGUGUUAAACAUGUUAUCUAAUUUAUAUUAUAUAAAAAUUGAUGAAAAGUUGAAAAUAUGGGCACAAAUAUUUCUAUUUAUAAUAUUAUUUGCGCUUGUGCAGACAACAUCAUCGCCGAAUUCAUCACCACCACAGAAGCGAGCUGGAGGAACGGAAACAAUAAAAGACCAUUGCAACAAGACAGUUGAUAUAUUUGAAGAUGUGACAUCUCCGGAGUUGACUAGUUUAAAUAGAUACCGUCCAAUGACAUGCUCCUAUCGCUUUAGAAAUAUUCGCGGUACUGCCAGAGACUGGGUAUUGCGAUUGAGAUUCAAAAAGUUCAAAGUCGGCUCAUUAGUAAAUGCUACGUACUGCGAAGGAGGGUAUUUACAGAUUGUUGAUGGAAAUGCCAAAACAGAUGUGUCAAACAGACGAGAACCAGGAAUGUUUUGUGGUGAAACCGAGCAACCACAAAUAUUUAUUAGCGAAACAAGCUAUGUUAAAAUAGUGUUUCAUACAGACAACUUUACAGAUCAGACGUACUUCUCUUUUGAUUCACGAGCUGAACAACAAAUGGAAGUUUAUUUAAGAUAUGGACAGCAUCCAGAACUCUAUCCGAACCGAAGAGGUGAAGUUGUUUCAGGGUCCUACUGCGAACGAGAAUUUCGAGACUGUCGCCUGCAAACUUGUUAUGUGCAGUCACCUGCAUAUCCUGGUAUCUAUCCAAGAGCAUUGAAAUGUCGUUACCGUUUACACACAAGGCAACCAUUUAUCAAACUUUAUCUACAAAAUGAACAAUUCUCCGUUGAUGGACAAAGGUGUGAGAAUAUAAUGACAUGUCCUAUGAAGGAAAUUGGAUCGGGUUCUGAGCAUUGUCCAUAUGACUGGCUAGCAGUGUAUGAUGGACGUGACGAGCAUGCACCUCCAAUCGGAAAAUUCUGCGGAAUGGGUAAAUUUCCGUUCAGUAUUAUUGGCACGUCGCAGUACAUGUAUGUGGAAUUUGUAUCAUCGCCCGCUGGUCCUCUGUUGAACACCGGAUUUCACUUUAACGUGGGCAACUGGCCAGGGCAUGUUGACACUGCCGGUAUCAAGCACGGAGCAUGUGACUGGCUUUUGUCAUCUGAUGCCUUGAAAUUAACAAGUGCCUCUGAAGGUAUAUUUUUAAGUGUGGCGCAUUGGUAUCCACCAAACACAUCGUGCAGCUAUCAUAUCCAAGGUCAUGAGGGAGAAAUAGUUCGUUUGUAUUUCCCAAGUUUUCGCAUCAACCGCAUAGAGGCACCAAUUAUCAAGCAUGAUACAGAUUGUGCUGAAUCGUUGACCAUUUAUGAUGCAGGACAUCCUGAUCCUGCUCGGAUAAUUAAAACGUUCUGUGAUACAUUCUCGCGUCCCAUGGAAAAGGUGGAUUUCGUGAGUACGGGCCGGUCGUUGUUUGUUAAAUUCGUUAGUAAGACCGGUUCCUACAGCGGCAGUUCACUGUAUUACUGGGCCCACUAUGAUUUCUUCAACAACACAAAGCACGGAGAUGCCGUUCCGGGCACAAUGUGUGAUGAAAUAUUUCCGGCAUGGAAAUAUACAAAAGGAAGAUUAAGAUCGCCACAGAAUACAUUAAUUUACAAACGGGCAGCUGGCAGUGAUAUCAGGUGUCAGUACAAAUUUUCGCCAGAUAAGCGGUUGUUCGCUCGUGUUGUCAUUGAAGUAACAAAUAUUUCAUUCAAAGUUGAUCCUUACUCUCCCGCUUCUUGUACGAAAUGUCACGAGGAACGCGUAGAUAAAUUAAUGUUGUGGGAAGAGAAAAAUAAGAUACAACACAGAAUGGCAUGUUUCUGCGACAAUAUUCCACGACCGAUUCGUGUAAUAUCGUCGGGAGAGCAUUUGAAUUUGGAGUUGAUGAUUCAGGGCCAACAUGCUGUAAGUAGUUACUUCAAAAAUCCAAAUACCUUAUUUGAAGCAUCUUACGAGUUCGCGCACGGUCCCAUCUGCGGUCCAACCGUAUUGGGACCAGCUAGCAAGGGCGAUCUCAUAUUUCCAUUCAGGAAUGCUCUGGGAAUGCCACUAGUAACAGAGCAACGUCGCGAAAAAUGCAUUUGGGAAAUAAAAGUGGCACAACAAAGAGAUCUGUGGUUGCACUUGGAAAAACACAAAUUCGGUGACAGGGGAUGCGAAGGAGCAAAAAUUGAAAUUUUCCUAUCGGGAAGACUCGAGCCUAAAUACGUUAUCUGUCCUGAAAAUGCCUCACUUGCUGCCGAUAUUCCAAUUUUGUCUGCAGCUGAAUUAGGUGCGACAGAUUUGACACACGAACCGCCCCCAGUAAUUAUUCAAUACACCGGAGAUAAUUCUCCGGGCAAGAAUAUUUUCAAAAUUCAAUGGAGUGAGUUGUACCAUCUACCACGGUUGGAUCCCAGUUUGACACCAGCGCAACUCGUCGAUGGCUGCGACUUCCACUGCCCUGGCGACUCAGGUAUUUGUCUGCCACGCCAUUUGAUAUGCAAUGGCAUUAUUAACUGCCCCAAUGUUUCAUCACACACAUUCGACGAAAUUCUGUACAAUGUCGAAGAAAAUCUCGAUCGUUUAGGUAUUACAAACAAGAAGAUAUUUAAAAAUAUUAGAUAUUUAAGUGACGAAUCUCCUGAACUGUGUAAUUUAACAGAAAAUGAUUUAGUUCAUGACAAUGAAUUCACUAAAUUGUGUCUUUUAUUCUUCGGAAUGUGUUCCGUACUCGUCAUUUUUAUUAUGGUAUUAUUUAAAAUGUGUAGGAGAACUAAAACUGUAUAG
Messenger RNA from Culicoides brevitarsis, 3281 nucleotides. RefSeq lists its product as uncharacterized. Gene Ontology annotation, cellular component: plasma membrane. The transcript has 7 exons. The record is from RefSeq and is a predicted model, not a curated record. NCBI's taxonomy places the organism in Eukaryota, Metazoa, Arthropoda, Insecta, Diptera, Ceratopogonidae. The coding region runs from base 540 to 3281 and encodes 913 amino acids.